Molecule: messenger RNA, 1305 nt
Organism: Silurus meridionalis
Lineage: Eukaryota; Metazoa; Chordata; Actinopteri; Siluriformes; Siluridae
Gene: crybb1
Product: crystallin, beta B1
Exons: 6
Coding region: 350-1171 (273 amino acids)
Biological process (GO): visual perception; lens development in camera-type eye
Molecular function (GO): structural constituent of eye lens
Source: RefSeq, a predicted model, not a curated record
UAUAAAACACACAAACAUAUGCAAUUUGAUUAAAUAAGUUAAUGUUUCUAUGAAAGCAAGAUUUGACUACAGGAUAUGAAAUAAUUUCAAAAAGUUAAACAUUCAAGAGGACAUUUGUGGCGGUUUUCCAUGAAUUGACUUUUGGCCUAUACAUUCAUCACAGCCAAAUGCGGUCUAUGCCACACAGCACCACCACAAAAAGCAAAGUGACACUGUCAGGGAUUUCAAUUGACACUACAGUGCAUACAGACAAUCAGGGAGAGCUUUCUGGCCAAUGGGAUAACCUCAUGGCUUUAGAACUAAGAAACUCUGAUGACUGGGAUGUUUCUAUUAUAAGCCAAACCCCUCCAUGCUCGCUUUGCUCCAUGCUUGCCAGGGUAUAAAAGGUGUGGUAUUGGACGGAUUGAGCAGCACAGGCCAGCCUUCACCACACGGUACAGCUGUACUCAAGCAGAAUCUCUCAAACCUCAUCAACAUGUCUCAGACUAAGUCUGCCACCAGCCAGGGUGCUGAUGCCAAGGAUAAGGGAACCCCUGCCCCUCCUACAUCUAGCAAGACCACCACCAAAACUGGAGAGACAGGAACUGGAAAUUACAAAAUGAUGUUGUUUGACCAGGAGAAUUUCCAGGGCAGAAUGAUGGAGAUCUACAAUGAGUGUAUGAACAUUUGUGACCAUGGAUUUGAUAGAGUACGCAGUAUCAUUGUAGAGUGUGGCCCAUUUGUUGGCUUUGAGCAGACUAACUUCCGUGGGGAAAUGUUUAUCCUGGAAAAGGGGGAGUAUCCACGCUGGGACACCUGGUCCAACAGCUACCGCAGUGACUGUAUCAUGUCUUUCAGGCCCAUUCGCAUGGACCCCAUGGAGCACAAGAUCUGCCUGUAUGAGAUGACUGAUUUCCAAGGCAAUAAGAUGGAGAUCCAUGAGGACGAUGUCCCCACUCUGUGGGCACAUGGUUUCUGUGACCGUGUGGGCAGCGUGAGAGUUCCUGGUGGAGCUUGGGUGGGAUACCAAUACCCAGGCUAUAGAGGCUACCAGUAUCUGUUUGAGUGUGGAGACUACAGACACUAUAAUGAAUUUUGUGCCUUCCAGCCUCAGAUUCAGUCUAUUCGCCGUGUGAGGGACAUGCAGUUUCACCAUCGCGGUAGUUUUACCAUGACUACUGCUAAACACUAAAAUAGGCGUGUUUCUUUGGAGAAAAGCCCCAUUCACAGUGCUAUUUAUCCCACUUUUCCUGUCCUUGCUCUGAUUCUCACUUCAGAUUGAUAAUUGUACCAGGCUUCUUUUAAAUCAAAUAAAAACUAUUUAAG